Molecule: messenger RNA, 1181 nt
Organism: Syzygium oleosum
Lineage: Eukaryota; Viridiplantae; Streptophyta; Magnoliopsida; Myrtales; Myrtaceae
Product: protein PHOSPHATE-INDUCED 1-like
Exons: 1
Coding region: 80-1045 (321 amino acids)
Source: RefSeq, a predicted model, not a curated record
AACACAACCCACAACUCAAAACAAAGCGAAGCUACCUCAGCUUUCACCUUUCCUCAGUCUCAGCCCAAACUCAGUUACAAUGGCAUCGUUCUUCGCUUGUAAGAUAGCUCUGCCAAAGCUCUUCCUCGCCCUCUGCCUCUUCCAGACGGCCUCCGCCACGAGGAGGCUGGCCGAGCUGGUCCAAGACCAGUCUCCGCCCAUGCUGUACCAUAAUGGCCCUCUCCUCUCCGGCAAGAUCUCCGUCAACCUCAUCUGGUACGGCAGCUUCAAGCCCUCCCAGCGCACCAUCAUCUCCGACUUCGUCACCUCGCUCUCUUCCAACCCUUCCCUGGCUCAGGCCCCUCCUUCCGUCUCUCAGUGGUGGAAGACGGUCGAUAAGUACUACCAGCUCUCGUCCUCCAAGACGCGCAAGGCUUCGCUCACGCUCUCGCUCGGAAGGCAAGUCCUCGACGAAAGCUACUCGCUCGGGAAGUCCCUCACGAGCAAGCACCUCGUCGAGCUCGCGUCCCGGGGCAAGCAGCUGAACGCCGUCAACGUCGUGCUCACCUCCUCCGACGUGGCCGUCGAGGGGUUCUGCAUGAGCCGGUGCGGCUCCCACGACUCCGUCGUCAGUUCCGUCAAGGUCAAGGGCAGGAGCUCGAGGUUCGCGUACAUCUGGGUGGGCAACUCGGAGACGCAGUGCCCGGGGCAGUGCGCGUGGCCGUUCCACCAGCCCCUGUACGGCCCCCAGAGCCCGCCGCUGGUGGCGCCCAACGGCGACGUGGGCGUCGACGGGAUGGUGAUCAACCUCGCAGGCCUCCUCGCCGGGACCGCCACGAACCCGUUCUCGAACGGGUAUUACCAGGAUGAGGCGGGGGCGGCGCUGGAGGCAGCAUCGGCGUGCACCGGGAUCUACGCCAACGGGGCGUACGCGGGCUACGCCGGGAACUUGCUGGUGGAUCCGGCGACGGGGGCGAGCUACAACGCGCACGGCGUCCACGGGAGAAAGUACCUGGUCCCGGCUCUCUACGAUCCGUCCACGUCAUCCUGUUCGACGCUGGUGUGAGGGAUGUGGAGACAGAUAGAAACGAUGACGUUUACGUUACCAGAUUGAUUGAUUCAUUUGUUUAUUGAUUUUUAGUUGCUCUAUAUUAUUGUCCUUAUAGUUAAUGGAAAAGGCAAACCACUUUUAUAUGCUACAA